This is a messenger RNA of Didymella exigua CBS 183.55, 443 nucleotides long. RefSeq lists its product as uncharacterized. The transcript has a single exon. The record is from RefSeq and is a predicted model, not a curated record. NCBI's taxonomy places the organism in Eukaryota, Fungi, Ascomycota, Dothideomycetes, Pleosporales, Didymellaceae. Bases 107 to 382 code for a protein of 91 amino acids.
GGCGCUCGCAGGCGGGCUCCGGGCAGCGUCGAGCGUUUGCGGAAGCGUUCAGCGGGCUGUGUCUUUGUGGUGGCGGAGGAAAAGCACAGGUGCGUGCCUAGAGAUAAUGGCGGGAGGGUUGGGGGUGUGCAGUGUCGCAGCAACGGGUGUGGAGAGUGGAGAGGGCCGCCGCAGUGGCAGGCUUUCCAAGGUUGCAGCACCACGGCAGCAGGCUAGCGGGCAGCAAAGGACGCGGCUGGUGUCAGCCUCUGCACUGGAGCCGAUUGUCUUGGAAACGAGCGAGCGCCUCCAAAAGGCCUCCGCCCCUGCACGCUACGAGGGCUCCCAAGCGCUUUGGGUCUGGCGCUGGAGACACAUACGUCAAUGCCCAUGUUCGUUGUAGGCGGGCAGCCCCAACAAGCAGUGCAGUCUAGGUGCACAACGACGUGCAGCUUCGAAGGAGC